AUGGUUAAAGAAAUAAAAAUGCUAGGUGUCACCAUUGACGACAAGUUGACUUUCAACAGCCACGUCUCGAAUGUCUGCCGCAAGGCUAUAAAUAUCUAUAAGAAGCUGUCCAGAGCCGCGAAAGCCAGCUGGGGGCUCCACCCAGAGGUAAUUCGGACAAUUUAUAUAGCUGUCAUGGAGCCCGUUAUCUUAUAUGCGGCCAGCGUGUGGGCACCCGCGGUAUACAAGCUGGGUACCCAGAAACAGCUGGGAAUUGUGCAGAGAGGCAUAGCACAGAAGAUUUGCAGAGCAUAUCGUACAGUCUCUCUCCACUCAGCGCUCAUCCUGGCGGGUACGCUCCCCCUUGAUCUUAGAGUGCGAGAGGUCGCUGCACUGUACAGGGCCAGGAGGGGCUCAGCGGUUCCGGAACUGUGUGGCCGUGAGGUGGAGAAGAUGACGUCAGCGGCCGGGAUGCCACAUCCUGCAGAGUGCACUAGAAUAGGGGUUACCCGCUUGGUUGACCAAGACGAUGUCGAAAUGCAUAGUGCAUUCGACAUUCGAAUCUUUACAGAUGGUAGUAAAAUCAACCACGGAGUUGGGGCUGCGCUCUCAGUCUGGAACAGCGAGGCUGAAAUAAAAACUCGCAAGCUCGUACUGCCCAGUUUCUGCACAGUUUACCAAGCGGAGCUCUUGGCGCUGUGCGUAGCAACUAAAGAGGCCAUGACCAUCAGAGCCAGAACGUUUGGUGUUUACAGCGACUCCAUGGCAGCUCUCCAAACUAUACAAAACUAUAGUUGCCUCCAUCCCCUGGCAGUGCAAGCCAGAGAAAAUAUCAAACGCAUAUCUCGUAAAGGAAAAACCAUACGCUUGCACUGGAUCAAGGCACACGUAGGGUUGGAAGGCAAUGAAAGAGCAGAUGAGCUCGCCAAAGGGGCGGCUGUAGAUACCAAAUGCAAACCGGAUUACGACCGAUGCCCGAUUGCAUACAUCAAGCGUGGUAUUCGUGCGGCCACGCUUGAUGAAUGGAACCGCAGGUACAAUUCCGGAGAAACGGCGUCAAUUACCAAACUGUUCUUCCCGGACGCGAAGGCGGCCUAUAAAAUUGUACGAAAACUUGUACCGACUUACCUGACUACACAAAUCAUGACGGGGCACGGUGGAUUUUCCGAAUACCUUAGUCGCUUUAAGUGCAAGGAGAGUCCAUCGUGCAUCUGCGACCCAGCACAAGCAGAGACAGUACAGCACUUGCUCUUGGUGUGUCCGAUCCACGCAGUGGAGAGGUUUGAAUUUGAGCAAAGAGUGCAGCACAACCUGACAGGCGCGGGCGACCCGCAGGCGGGCGUUUUAGAAGGCGCGUGGUUGACGGUCGCGAUGGACGGUCGCGACGAACGCGUGGACGCGACGUGUGCCGCGGAUGAGCGCAGGGCUGGAACCGAGGCCGCAUCCAUCGACGCGGGAGCUUUGCUCACGUGUAUUGGGGAUACGGAAGCGGCGGCCGCGACGGAGGCCGCUUCUGAGUUCGCGGCGUGA
Messenger RNA from Bombyx mori (domestic silkworm), 1509 nucleotides. RefSeq lists its product as uncharacterized. The coding region runs from base 1 to 1509 and encodes 502 amino acids. Gene Ontology annotation, biological process: DNA replication, removal of RNA primer. Gene Ontology annotation, molecular function: nucleic acid binding; RNA-DNA hybrid ribonuclease activity. The record is from RefSeq and is a predicted model, not a curated record. The transcript has 2 exons. Lineage: Eukaryota; Metazoa; Arthropoda; Insecta; Lepidoptera; Bombycidae.